Oncorhynchus kisutch (coho salmon) is the source of this 4012-nucleotide messenger RNA. Its product is annotated as E3 ubiquitin-protein ligase MARCH9-like. The transcript has 4 exons. NCBI's taxonomy places the organism in Eukaryota, Metazoa, Chordata, Actinopteri, Salmoniformes, Salmonidae. Bases 1513 to 2541 code for a protein of 342 amino acids. Gene Ontology annotation, molecular function: ubiquitin-protein transferase activity; zinc ion binding. Gene Ontology annotation, biological process: protein ubiquitination. The record is from RefSeq and is a predicted model, not a curated record.
CUUGUCCAUACACCGUUUAGAUUUCCCGGGAUACUCUGACUAACACGUGGCCGCAACGUCACAUGGAAAUCAGCACCUCGGACAGCGGCUUCUGCCAACGCGCAGCAAAACGGUGGAGCUUUUUGCUUUACCGAUAGACGGAGGAAGGAAUAAUCAUAAGAAAAUGAUUCGACAACAACAAUAUAGAUAAACACAUCUGUUUCAAUUCGGCUAGCAUGCAUUUCCAUGGCAGGAUCCUCCAGUUAUCAGAUUUCGAUGGAGGCACGUCUGCUGUCGGAAGCAAGUAUUCCAGCGCAACCAUGUAAAUUAACGUCUUAUUGUUAUUAAUUGAACUGGUGAAAUUAGUUAUUGGUAGUAAACGAACCCGUUAUUUGAUGGCAAAGUUUAACUGGCAUAGCGAAGUAAUCGCUUCGUUCGCCUAUUCUGGGGGGUUCUUCCCUGGCAUCUUCGUUCUUCCUGGUUUGUGUUGUGCAGGGAUCAUUGCAGAAAGAAUAAAAAAGCAGCAUGGAAAUUCAAUGGCAAAGUGAUGUGCGUUUUUCUACACAUUUUUGGUUUCUCGUCCGAUUCUGUUUAAAAUGCAAACACGUUGGAUAGUAGUGUCUCUCGGACUUGUGUGGAGGGGGAACAGUGUGGACGUAGCCUAUUCUCUAUCUAUCAGCCAGAAAAAAAACACGGUAAGGAAACAGGGGAAGAGAAAAACGGUGAUCUGAUGGCUAUAGCAUGCCAUUGAGGGACAAACAAGAGAGAUGAUUGCCAUCUCGUUUUAAUUUCAACUGGCCUUUUUUUGUAUGGACUAAACAGCUGAAAGCAACACCCCAAAAUGACUCGGUGGAAUUACUCAUGCCAUAGCAUUAAUAGAAUUGUAUAUUAUACCUGAGACUCCAAAGCUCCUCUGAACCCCUCUCAAUCUUGCUCCGCUCUUGUCUUGAAAUAGAAUAUCACAUUUUCGCUCAAAACCAUGUUAAAUGUUCCCCUUAAAUACAGCUCGCGUUAAAUUCAAGCUUUGGCAUUGUCCCAUGAGUGACUGGGUCGAAAAUGAACGUGAGGGGAUUCCGUUUGAUCUUAUUGCUGUUUGGAUAUGCUAAUCGCUCACACUGAAAGCUAUCAUGAUGGUUUUGUAUUGGCAUCCGUUGACUCCCGAAAAUAAACAGUCUCUGCCCAUCCAUUAAAAAACUUCCGCAUUGGCUAUCAUAGGCUACCCUUGGUAACAGAAAAAAUGUAUCAAGGAAUGAUACAAUCUAUUUACAUUGUCAUAUUUGGAUUUCUAUUGACCAAGAUUUGUGCCCGGCAGCCAUACUUUUUAUAGACACCUCUGAUAUUUUGUUUUGAUACCAUAGCUAGAGAAGGCUACUUGAAACAAAUAGCCUCGCACUUGGCAAUAAUAAUAAUAAUACUAACAAAGCCCCCUUUGGCUCCCAAAUCAUGCAAACUAAAUGCCUGAUUCAUCCAACUCCCUUUAUUGAUACCUUCUAUUUCACCCUACAGCUGCAUUUUGCCUAUGUGGGCUAGUUCAUGAUGUUUAAGUACCGGAUCCGUAUGUUUUUCAAUGAACUGAAAGUGCUGGUUUUCAUGCGGUCUGGCUCAAGACGGGAGACCGAUUCAGACACAGACACAGACAGGCGCACGAGCAGCAUGCGAGGGCUCGGGAUAGGAGGCUGCGGGUGGCCACGCUUCGACUGCUCUACUCGGGACGAUGAGGAGGAGUACUAUGGCACCGAUCCCCGGCCGCGCAGCCUGGCAUUCGAGGAGAAGGAUCAGAAGCUCCAAGCAGGCCUGGACGCGGUGUCGCUCACAAGCAGCUUGGACAGUGGCAUGCGCUCGCCGCAGUGCCGGAUCUGUUUCCAGGGCCCCGAACAGGGGGAGUUGCUGAGCCCGUGUCGCUGUGACGGCUCUGUGCGCUGUACUCACCAGCCCUGCCUCAUCCGCUGGAUCAGCGAGAGAGGCUCCUGGAGUUGUGAGCUCUGCUACUUCAAGUACCAGGUCCUGGCCAUCAGCACCAAGAACCCACUGCAGUGGCAAGCCAUCUCUCUGACAGUGAUAGAGAAGGUGCAGAUAGCAGCCAUCAUCCUGGGUUCUCUGUUCCUUAUCGCCAGCAUCUCCUGGCUGGUGUGGUCGUCCCUCAGCCCUUCGGCCAAGUGGCAGCGCCAGGACCUGCUCUUCCAGAUCUGCUAUGGCAUGUACGGCUUCAUGGACAUUGUGUGCAUAGGUCUUAUAAUUCACGAGGGAUCGUCUGUAUACCGGAUCUUUAAGCGCUGGCAGGCAGUGAACCAGCAGUGGAAAGUACUGAACUAUGAGAAAGACAAGGACCUGGGUGACCCCGUCAGCUCCAGCAGCAAGGGUGGGGGGCGUGGGGGUCGAAACCCUCCCCACAGUUCAGCCGGGGUGGACAGGGGAGGCCGGGCAGGCCAGCGUGUUAGGACUAUUCUCAACCACCACUGUGGCUACACCAUCCUGCACAUCCUCAGCCAGCUGAGGCCCAGCGAUGCACGCAUCAGCGCCACGGCCAACCGUGAGGUGGUCAUGAGGGUCACCACCGUAUGAGACCGGACUCUGCGGGUGGGAGGGAUUUGGACAACAGCCACCAACCCCCCUGAUCCACCUCCUUAAAACCCCCAAAUGACUCUCACCAUUCGCCCCUGGCCUUACCCCCCCCCCCCCCCCGGCAUAGACGCAGAGAUCCUGCUUCUGAUAACCCUCCUUUGAGACACGAGGGGAGGGAGAGCAGCACAGUUAGAGUGUUGUUGAAGUUACAGACACAGACUGUAGGACAAAACCAUUAAUAAAAAAAGACUAAAAGGAAAUGGCUUCGAUAAAAAAUGAAAAAAAAGCUGGAGGGCUUUCUUUCGCCAGGUGAAAUACACAAAGUAUUGUCAUUAUUCCUGUUCUUCUAUUUUCUGAAGAAAACCUCAAAGUAUUGUUACUUUAGAUUUUAUAAUCGAGAACAUGUUGAGGAAAAAUGGCAAGGGACAUUUUCUUACAUCUGCCCCCCAAACCCAUGCCACCAAUUUUGACCCACAUCUUCCCCUCCUCAACUCAACUCAUCCCUGUAUCCCCAUACCCUCCCCUUUCCUCUUUCUUUUUCUCCACAGUGUCUGUGAAAUACAUUCCCUGUCCACCUGUAACACCUAAACUAUCCCUUUGGCGCAAAGCAGACAUGGAACCCUCUAAAGGAUACAAGCAAAAAAGUGCAAUAAAACUAUUUAAAGAGACAUGACUGACACAUCUGAAUGAGAUUCCAACAUUACAAUUCAUCUUCUGCAAUAAAGAAACCUGUACAUGUCAUGGUGAAACCCUGUGUGACGUCACAGUUUUAUAUUGUGACAAUAUUUGGUAUCAAUAGUAUAUGUUGUCUUGUUUUCAUCAGUUACUGUGUGAAGUUCUGAGAUUUGUACCUUGGAAUAUUUGAAUAUGUUAAAGUUAACAAUAGAAGGUAGGUAAGCAUCAAUAAUUAGAGUUAAUCAACAGGAACAGAUUUAAAUGUUUCUUUAAUGGUUUGAAUAUAAUAUAAGCUAACUUCAAUCGACUGAAAUUGACAUGGAAUUAGCCCCAUCUGCCAAUGGGUAGGGUAAGGAUUCAAUUGCAGAAUGGCGUGUAUUAUAAUUUUGGCCUUUCACAACAGAAAUUGUGAAGCUUUGUGAACCCACUAUUACCAUUUUCUGGAUUCUGACUGUAGUUUACAGAAUGCAGGAGAGUACAAUGCUUAUGUGUUAGAGUGGACUACUUACACCCUCAUUGUUUGUGAAAAGUAAUUAUUUUCAAUUCAGUAAAUGCGGAGUAGGCCAACAGAUGGCGACAAAUGACCAAUAUAAAAUAUUGAUGGCCUUUGAUGGUCUAUGGGCAGCAAUUCAUGUUUUGAUAUCUUUAAAACAGAUUAAAACAGCCACAAUAAAAAGAACAUGCCCUUUAAGUUGAACCUUUUACUGCAGUGGGCUGAAUCAGGGUCACACCGAGUGAUUAUUGGUGGUCUUAAACAAAUCUACUUUACAACACCUCACACAUGGUUCUGGGCUUA